CUUUCAUAACAAUAAGCGAUAACUACUGCCAUUUUACAUGGAUAGUUUUAAUGGUAUACACGCUUAUGAAGAGAAAAUUCACAGCAAAUGGGAGUUUUAUACCUCAAGAUGUUUCUGGCAAUGAUAUGUGUAUUCUAUUCAUGAAAUAUGGACGCUGUCGAUUUAAAGCAAAAUGCAAGAAAUCACACUGGGUUCCACCAUUACCAAGUGAAGCUUACCCAGAAGAGAUAAAGCCACCACUACCUAAUGAUAAUGAAGAUGAAACAACAACAAAAACUUAUAAAUUAAGACCUAAGAAUAAAGAGGAAACUUUUCAAAGUGAUUCUUCAAAGCAACACUUCCACAAGUCUUCUGUCUAUGAACCUACUACCAACCUUAUGUCUCCAAGACAAUUUACACAUGUUUUCUAUAAGAACUGCGUCUUAAGCAGCCAAAAUUUUGGCGUCAGUAAGCUGUUCAAAGAUUCUGGUGCCUAUUACGACAACGUAGCGCAAAAAGUUCAAAUCACUCCGGCACCAAAAAACAAGGCAUGUUUAAGUUUGAUGGAGAAGCAUCAUUUGAAAAUGCUUCGUCGUCUGCAUCGACGAACGAUGCAAAAUCUUAAAGAAAGACUUUUUAGUGUUCCAGUCAGCUAUAACUUGCGAUUUAAUAGAGAAAAUAUUGACUUCACUCGAUUGAAGCCUUAUAUGUACGCGCUUAUUCACGAAUGUAUGAAUGCCGAAGGUGAUUUCAUACCCAUGAAACCAUCUUCUUUUGAGUGUCUUGUAUCAGAAACGUUGUUGGCUCACUUGAAGAACUCCUCAAUCACAGCUAGAAUGAUGGAAGAAAAAUUAUGUAGUUAUGGAGCUAGAGCUGUUCGUUCCAGACAAUGCAUAGAGCAUUUGUGGCAUGUCUUAGCCAUCUUGUCCAAAUCUCCUUGUGGCGAUUCUAUUGUUGACGACGAAGGGAAAAUGUUCGACACUUGUGUCAUAAGGAGAAAGAAGGCACCGAUAAAGAUUCACUGCAAAAAUUAACGUUGAGUCGAUGUAAUAAGAAAAAGCGUCAAAGGUCUAGACAAUUUAAAAAUUGGUCUCUUCCUGAGAAACUGAAGUUUCAAGAACACUGUCUUAAGCUUUUAUCAACGUCUAGCGAUUCUCUCAAACAGCAUGUUUAUGAACUCAGCAGAUCAUAAACACCUUCAUUUUUCUGAUAACGAAGGACGAAAGCAGUGAUACUUAAAAGAAAAACCUAUAUACAUUAUCCUUGUUAUUAGUUGCAUGUUUAAUGUAUAUGUAGAUCGUCCAGCUUAGUGUAGUCCUGAGAAGGACUGUUGGUGUUGAUGUUGACUGACGUUUCAACAUCCUUAGCGGUAGGACUGACAGUAGUCAUCUUCAGAGUCUAGUUAGGAGUUAACGUGAGCAGGUUUGCCUUAUUUGUUGUCUAGUUCAGACGUCACGACAUGUAGUAAAAAUGUUGUAGACGUGUGAGUGUCUAAAACAAAUUACGACAUCCAUCAUCAUCAACACCAACAGUUCUAUUUGUUUAUUUAUUUAAACGAUGAUGCUCUACAUCUUCAAACAGGUAGCAAUGCUCAAGGCUUCAAACCAGUCGCGGCUCUGUCUCUACUGGUCAUAGAUACGCAUAAAGCCUCUUUGC
Xenia sp. Carnegie-2017 is the source of this 1635-nucleotide messenger RNA. RefSeq lists its product as uncharacterized. The coding region runs from base 51 to 1013 and encodes 320 amino acids. Lineage: Eukaryota; Metazoa; Cnidaria; Anthozoa; Malacalcyonacea; Xeniidae. The transcript has 5 exons. The record is from RefSeq and is a predicted model, not a curated record. Gene Ontology annotation, molecular function: metal ion binding.